Messenger RNA from Gongylonema pulchrum, 909 nucleotides. NCBI's taxonomy places the organism in Eukaryota, Metazoa, Nematoda, Chromadorea, Rhabditida, Gongylonematidae. The record is from the annotation of a GenBank genome assembly.
AUGUGUUUGUUGUCGUACGGAUCGAAGCUGGCAAAAGAGGUCCGUCUGGUGGUACGAAUCAGCGGUGAUAAUGUAUCGCUGAAGGGUCUGCGCCGGGCCCUAUAUAAUUUCUUGUUCGCUCGUGCGAACAACGGCAAAUUCAUCCUACAACUUGCGCUAAACAGACAUGGCAGGCAACCUCGUGCCAAGAAAAUUGAAGCCCUCCUGGAUCGCAGUAAAUGCGCUCUGAGACCACGGAGUGAAUCGAAAAUUAUGGCGAGGGACGGGGUGCCGCAUACUGUUCGGCUAAAGAUUGCUGCGGGUACAUUUCAGUAUCGAGAUAUUCUGGAAGGUAUGUUACCGAGGCCCGUACCGGCCAUGGAUCAAGUGCUGCUCAGGCCCAAUUCUAUGCCUACAUCAUUUUUUGCGAACAUUGUUGAUAAUCAUACGCUCUGUGCAAGCCAUUACGUUGCUUCCACAUCACGCGAUUUUCUUCAACUUCCGGUCUAUGAGGCCCUGCAAUGGCCAACGCCAGUUUUUAUAAGUAUCGGAAAUCUGAUACUCCGAAAUGGCCCGCGUUUUUCGCUGCCCAAUAACUCACGAAGUUAUGCCCGAGCCUACAGCUCUGUCCCGGAACUCUCAGUCCUAAAUUUCUUACUGUCUGGCCGGGGCUUGAAAAAAUUCGAUAACGCAUCGAGCCGCGUGUACAAUAUUGAUGAAAUGAUAGCAAAUUUUGAUAUCAGUACAAUCACAAGCAAAAAUUUGCUCCUGAAUACGUAUAAGCUGAUGAAACCUGAAAAACAGGAACUUGCCCAGGAAGAGCAACGGGUGAUUGAUGAGCAACAACUACUGCAAAUGUUUGAUAUGAUGGAUGAUAAUUUGUUGAGCGAUAUUACCCCCCUAUCAGAUUCAUUUCCCAAAGGAUCAUAA